GCGAAGCAUCAACUAACAAUUGAAUUGAACGAACGAAGAUCACCUCCGAAUCCCAAUUCCCAAUCGAAGGUCGGCAUCUAUCACGCGAAUUCGGAUUUUCGCUUCUUCAAUCGUAAACCCUAGCGGUGCGUCUUCCUGAAAAUCUUCUCAUCUUUUGCUGUAGUUUUCCGGCGGAUCCUGUGAAUCAGUGGACCUGAAGGAGGGGAAAAAGGAUGUCGUUCGACCUGGUGUUGAAGCCGACGUGCGGCGGUUGCGGGUCGGCAGCGGAUCUCUAUGGAAGCAACUGCAAGCACAUGACUCUCUGCUCUACCUGCGGCAAGACGAUGGCGGAGUCCCGAGCUAAGUGUUACGAAUGCGGCGCCACCCUCACUCGCCUGAUUAGGGAAUAUAAUGUCCGAGCGAGUCCUGGCAAUGACAAGCACUACUUCAUUGGUAGAUUUGUCACUGGCUUACCGAAUUUUUCGAAGAAGAAAAGCGCAGAGAAUAGGUGGUCUGCACAGAAGGAAGGGCUUCAGGGGCGUCAAGUUACAGAUGCCUUGCGGGAGAAAUAUAAGAACAAACCCUGGCUUUUGGAGGAUGAAACGGGACAGUCUCAGUACCACGGCCAUCUUGAAGGUUCUCAAUCAGCUACUUACUACCUAUUAAUGCUUCAAGGAAAGGAGUUUGUUGCAAUUCCUGCUGGUUCUUGGUACAAUUUUAACAAAGUUGCACAGUACAAGCAACUUACCUUGGAGGAAGCGGAAGAGAAGAUGAAGAACAGAAAGAAAACUGCUGAUGGUUAUGAGAGGUGGAUGAUGAAAGCUGCUAACAAUGGAGCUGCUGCCUUUGGUGAGGUUGAGAAAUUCGAAGAUAAGGAUAGUAGUGGAGGAGGUGGUGGUGGUGGUGGCGGUGGUGGUGGGAGGGGACGUAAAAAGACAAGUGCCAACGAUGAUGAAGAUAACGCAUCAGACAAGGGAGAGGAAGAUGAAGAAGAAGAGGCAGCAAGGAAGAGUAGACUAGGACUCAACAAAGGGGGCGGUGACGAUGAUGAAGAAGGUCCAAGGGGAGGUGAUCUGGAUUUGGACGAUGAUGACAUUGAAAAGGGUGAUGACUGGGAGCAUGAAGAGAUUUUUACCGAUGAUGACGAAGCUGUUGGGAAUGAGCCGCAUGAACGAGAAGAUUUGGCACCUGAAGCUCCUCCUCCUCCAGAAAUCAAAGAUGAUGAUGAGGACGAGGAUGAAGCAAAUGAAGAGGAAGGAGGACUGAGUAAAUCUGGAAAAGAAUUGAAGAAGCUGCUUGGACGAGCUAGUGGGGCCAAUGAUUCUGAUGCAGAAGAAGAUGACGACGAUGAGGACAUGGAAGAUGAGGUUGGGUUUUCACCUGUACUGGCCCCUAAACAGAAGGAAGCCCCGAAAGAGGAACCUGCAGAAGAGAGCCCUUCAAAAUUCAUCCCUUCUGCAUCUGCUAAGGGAACUCCACCUACUUCCAAAUCCGCCAAGGGAAAGAGGAAGUUGAAUGGAGAUGAUGCUAAACCAUCGAAUGGUGCAUCCCAAAAGAAGGUGAAGACGGAAACUGAAACAAAAUCUUCAACAAAAGAUGAAAGCGUGCCAACUUCUAAAAGCAGCAUACCCUCUAAAGCUACACAGUCAGAUUCAAAGAGUGCAUCUACACUGCCGACUGGACCAGUUGCAGAAGAAGAGAUAAGAGCAUUCAUUUUGCAGAAGGCACCUGUUACCACACAGGAUCUUGUUGCUAAAUUCAAAGCAAGACUCAAAAGCCCCGAGGACAAGAAUGCGUUUGCCGAGAUCUUGAGGAGAAUAUCCAAGAUACAGAAGACCAAUGGAUCUAGCUAUGUUGUGCUGCGAGAUAAAUGAUGAUUUUGUAUAGCUUAUGAGUCUGGUUGUGGAUUAGCUUGGAUUAUGUCAAUGAAAAUUCUGGCAUUUUGCUGCUAUACUUCCUUACAAAUGACGGAAAAAAUGGUGGUGUCAUCGGAAAGUCUCUUCAGAUUCAAUUUGGAUUUGUCCUUGAUUUGUGCAGCAUGCGAUGUCAUGUAUGGUCCAAGAUUAUUGUUACUAGCCUAGAACA
Rhodamnia argentea is the source of this 2064-nucleotide messenger RNA. Its product is annotated as transcription initiation factor IIF subunit alpha. Lineage: Eukaryota; Viridiplantae; Streptophyta; Magnoliopsida; Myrtales; Myrtaceae. Gene Ontology annotation, molecular function: RNA polymerase II general transcription initiation factor activity; TFIIF-class transcription factor complex binding; DNA binding. The coding region runs from base 213 to 1853 and encodes 546 amino acids. The transcript is spliced from 10 exons. The record is from RefSeq and is a predicted model, not a curated record. Gene Ontology annotation, biological process: positive regulation of transcription elongation by RNA polymerase II; transcription initiation at RNA polymerase II promoter. Gene Ontology annotation, cellular component: nucleus; transcription factor TFIIF complex.